AAGUUUCUCACAACAUUUCACAAUGAGUACUCUAGCAACACAAUUUACAAUAGUUGUGACACUGCUUCUAGUGUUCCUAAUUGAAAUAGAGGGAGAUCAUUCAGCUUCAAUUCCAAAUGAUGAAGUGAAUGCAAAUUUGAUCAAUAUUGUAGAUGACGAUGUUGGUGUGGAAGAAGAAUCACAUGAUUGCGGUACAAAACCAUGGAUAUGUAGCAGUGGAACAUUUCCACCAAGAAGCAUAUGUUGUGGAAAUCGAUGUGUUGAUAUUUCAAACGACAUAAACAAUUGUGGGAUGUGUGGUGUAAAUUGUCCACUUAAUUGGCAAUGUUGUAACCGUUUAUGUGUAAACACAAACUUAAGCCCUUUCAAUUGUGGUGGAUGUGGAAGGGUUUGUCCUAUUGGAAGUUUAUGUCGAUUUGGAAUGUGUGCUAUUACUUUUGCUUAUCCAGCCCCACCGCCACUACUUCCUCCAAUGGAGUAAUUUAUACUCAUAUUUUAAGAAUAUUAAUAAUUGUUGUUAUGUAAUUAUGAAAGUAUUGUAAUGUAUAUCAAUUAUAUUAAUGAAUUAUUUAAUGAUAAUACACUAGUAUUAUAUUAA
This is a messenger RNA of Lathyrus oleraceus (garden pea), 598 nucleotides long. Its product is annotated as stigma-specific STIG1-like protein 4. Bases 23 to 481 code for a protein of 152 amino acids. The transcript has a single exon. The record is from RefSeq and is a predicted model, not a curated record. Lineage: Eukaryota; Viridiplantae; Streptophyta; Magnoliopsida; Fabales; Fabaceae.